AUGCGACUGUCCGAGCUAAAACUCAACUGUCCAAAAUGCUCUUAUCGCACUGACGCUUCUAAUAUCCGCAAGCAUAUCAAAAGAUUUCAUGGGGUGACUGAAGGUGAUUUGGCAAUGAAUAGAGAGACGGCUGGAGGAGGUGGAAGUUCCCGGCGAAUUUCUUGUCCCGUUUCAGACUGCGAUGUGGCUAAGUGGGUCGCUGAUCGAUGCAAGAAGACAACAACGUCUUUCAUUGUGAACAAAACUGUGGCAACUGCCAGUGGAAAAACCAUCUACCACAACUGUCAGCACGAAGGGUUUUACGAGCGCACCGGGGAUGUCAGAUACGGUCACGACACUAAAAAACAAACAAAAGAGGCCACCUGUCCGGCAUUUUUGAGAGUAGGACAGAUUAAUGCCAAGAGACGAAAAAAUGGGAACUAA
Molecule: messenger RNA, 423 nt
Organism: Caenorhabditis briggsae
Lineage: Eukaryota; Metazoa; Nematoda; Chromadorea; Rhabditida; Rhabditidae
Exons: 3
Coding region: 1-423 (140 amino acids)
Source: RefSeq, a predicted model, not a curated record